Camelina sativa (false flax) is the source of this 828-nucleotide messenger RNA. RefSeq lists its product as uncharacterized. Gene Ontology annotation, cellular component: respiratory chain complex I. The record is from RefSeq and is a predicted model, not a curated record. Lineage: Eukaryota; Viridiplantae; Streptophyta; Magnoliopsida; Brassicales; Brassicaceae.
AGUAGCAAACAACACGCAGUUUCGGUUUCUCUAUCAGAUUUCUGUUUUCUUCUUCUUCUUUCAUUCUCUAGCUCUGCGCUGAGUUGUAACAAAAACUCUCUGACCAUCACAAAGCAAAAAAAAAGCUUCAGCGAUCUUCAUCCUUUGGUUUUCGUAUCUCAAGUGAGAGAGAGAGAUGGGUUUCAUAAUGGAAUUCGCGGAGAAUUUGGUGCUAAGGCUAAUGGAGAAUCCGGAGGAUAGAGACAGGAAAGCAAGGGAACACAUAUAUGAGAUGCAUGAGAGGUGCAAGAAGAUUAAGGAGAUGUGGGCUUUACCUAUUCGUCCUUAUGGAUUCUGGACAUUUGAGCGUCACAAUGCUCAGCUACGUUGGGAUCCUCAGAUCAGUCAGGUUGCUGGUCGUAGGGAUCCUUAUGAUGAUCUCCUUCAGGACAACUACACUCCUCCUUCUUCAUCUUCACACUAAUCAAACAAUGUGCUUUCCUCCUUACAGUUUCAAGUUCAUUAAUGUCUCCUCUAAGCACAACUAGAAUUAGCUGCUGUGUGAGAAGUUGAAACUCAGUUUUUGACCUGUUUGUUUUGUCUAGUGUUUGUUUGCAUAUGUCUGUUAUGCUCUCUGGAUUGAUGGAUGCAUAUGUCUGUUUUCAAGCUAUUUUUCAGUAUUGUACUUCCUUUGUUUCCAUUUGUUCAUCAGGGAGCUUGGUACAAACUCAAAUAAUUGCUCAAAGACUCGUUUAUGAAUGAGAAGAAUAUUUGUUGGCUUUUUUAGUAAAGUUGUUUUGAUUGUCGUCCACCUUUGAUAUGAAAUAAUAAUUUCUGAAAUAUGAUCAA